AUGUCAGGCGGGCGGCUGGUGGUGUUGGACCGCGGCGGUCGCGACGUGAAGUGUUUCCCUCUGAGGGCGGGGUCGGCCAGCAUCGGCAGCGACCCCUCGUGCGACGUGCGGGUCCUGUCCCCCGCCGCGCUCGCUGUACACGCCACGCUGGCCGUGAGACCCGCCGGCGCCGUGCUGCGCUCCUACGGACAGACGAGCGUCAACGGAGCGCGCGUCAGUGUGGCGGCGCUCCGGCACGGGGACACGCUCGCGCUGGCCGGCCGCCGCCUGCGCUGGGAAUACGACCGGCCCGAGCGACACCGGCGCGCCGUCCCCCCCGCGCCGCACCUCACACCCGCCACCCCCGCCCGCUCCCCGGGCCGGCCUCGUCGCCGCAGCGAGCCCGCCCGCCGGCCCGCGGUGCCCUCUCUCCACAGGGACUCCGCCCCCGCCUCAGCGGGCAGGAAGCAGGUGGCGAUAGUGCAGCCACAGAGAAGAGACGCCGGCGACAAUAAUGUGAGCGCGGCAGGCUCGUCCGUCAGCCCGGGUCCGUCUCCUCGCGGCCGACCUGACGACGCUCACUCUGGAACACGCAAGUCUCCCAAGCGGGUGAGCGCGGACGACACCACCAAGGCGAGUCUCUGGAUCGAGUCCCGCAAGUGUCGCUCUCCUCGCAACUCUCCUAAGCCGAGCGAGGAGCCCCCGCCGAGCCCCAGCCCGCGGCCCCCUCGCAACAGAUCCUCCAAUACAUCCGUCGCGUCCGCCACUAGCGAGUCAGUCCGCUCCUCUCCUCGUGUGUCCAUCAAGAGCGCUCCACUGAGACUGGCCGUGUUGAAGAAGGCGCACACCGCGCAACACAGAGUCACCAAGAUACAGGCGCCGCUCAAGAUAGACCACACCAAGCAGGCGGCCAUCAUGUUGAUGACGGGUCACAGUCCGCGGGCCUCCUCUUCGCCGCGUGUACUCAACGUGCGACAGACGCCUACCGUCACUCCGAGACGAACACCCGCCUACAGGACCCCUACCGUGAAGGGGAGAGAGUCGGUUAGGAAGAGUUCGUCCGUGGGGCGGCGGGCCGCGAGCCAGGCCGUGCGGUCACCGACGUUUGCUAAUCCGAAGAAAUCUGCUAUGAAGGAUCCGAAGAAAAAGAAGAGCUUGAGGAAAACGGAAUCGAUUAAGUUCGAUUUGAGCAACUUGGACAGUCGCAGUAACUUGAGUAACUUAGAAAACGAGGAGAGACAUAUCAACUCUGAUGUUGUGUUGGUUGACGUGACGGUGACCGCUCUCAGGACAGUGGCACCGAGGACGAGCUGA
Molecule: messenger RNA, 1293 nt
Organism: Danaus chrysippus (African queen)
Lineage: Eukaryota; Metazoa; Arthropoda; Insecta; Lepidoptera; Nymphalidae
Source: the annotation of a GenBank genome assembly